AUGUCACAGUCAGAAGCACCCGAAUGGCUUCCGCCAGAGCCAGGGCUUGAAGUGGUCCAGCCCGACACAACCGAAAAGAUUCCCGUGGCGCCAAAAAGAUCCGUUUUUGAGCGUUUGUUCAAGCAUCAGAAGAUAUGCGGUUCACGGAGACGCACGUUUUGCUGGAUCCUGCCCAACGGCGACGACAUCGUCACCUCAAGCGACAAGCACAUCGAGCAACAGGCCGACGCCGACCUUGACCGGGAUGCCGUCUUGUCCCAGUGCCAAUGGGACCACAUACACGGAUCCGGCGACCGAGAUUGA
Molecule: messenger RNA, 303 nt
Organism: Pestalotiopsis fici W106-1
Lineage: Eukaryota; Fungi; Ascomycota; Sordariomycetes; Amphisphaeriales; Sporocadaceae
Exons: 2
Coding region: 1-303 (100 amino acids)
Source: RefSeq, a predicted model, not a curated record